Molecule: messenger RNA, 740 nt
Organism: Lactuca sativa (garden lettuce)
Lineage: Eukaryota; Viridiplantae; Streptophyta; Magnoliopsida; Asterales; Asteraceae
Source: RefSeq, a predicted model, not a curated record
CUUGAACUAUCUGUGCAGUUUAACCUUCCCAAAAGGAACAAAGAGUGCAGCUUCAACGCCUUUCAUCUUCCCAAACACUUCCUUCAUUUUUCUCACACACAAAAUGCAUCGAAUCCGCCAUGUUUCUCUCUGCAAGUUCCUCAGCAGAUACCCUUCUCGAACAUAUUCAAAACCCACAUCCCUAAUUCCUAUCAAAACAAUCACAACAAAAUCACGCAACCCCUUUUCAAACCCCGCUAAUCCCCGACCUUCAAAAUCUUGUUUUGAGAUAGCAUCUUACACCCAGUUCAAGAUCUGUCGGCCGUACAGUGUUGAAACUGACAAAGUUGUUGAUGAAAUAAACUUGAAGUUCGCAGAGGCAAGAGAAGAGAUUGAAAUGGCGAUGGAAUCAAAAGAAACUGUGUAUUUCAAUGAAGAAGCUGAAUGUGCUCGUGCUGUAGUUAAAGAAGUUCUUGAAUUGUAUGAAGGGUUGCUUUCGAAAUUGGCAGAGAAGGAGAGAGGGGUAAUACAGAGGUCAAUGGGGCUGAAAAUCGAACAAUUGAAGGCUGAACUUCAACAAUUGAAUGAGUGAUGAGGUUUGUUCAUUUGGGGCUAAUUGAUUUUACCAUAUGUUGCAAAGAACUAGCUUGAUUUAAUGAUGUUAUUUGUAUGUUGAAGAUGAAUCGACAAUGCUGUAUUUCACAAUUUCUGAUGAAAAUAAUAAAUGAGUAGCCAUAACUAAAAGAAUUUUAUAUCAAUAA